AUGAAAAUCAAAGUCUCAGAAAACGAAAUAAUGAACAAAAUUGAAUCCAUUAAUUUAAAGGAAGUAAAAGAUGCAUCAUCAUAUAUGAAUAAUUACACAAAUUUUUUAUCACUAAAAUUAAGAAAGAAUAGAGGUGGUAUAAUAUAUACAGUCGAAAGGAUAAAAAAUUUAGAGGCAAUCACAAAAAAAUUGAAUAAAGAAUUAUCAGAGAAUAAUAAAGAAUUAAAAAAAUUAGAAAAAAGUAUAACUAAUUUUAGCGGAAUAAAUGAGAGCUUAGAAAAUAAUAUAAUCACUGAAAUUAAUAGAAAUAAAGCCUAUAAAAGUCGAUUAUUUCAAUUAAAAAAAAAUAAAACAAAACUAAUAAAAGCACAAGAAAAUAUUGAUAAAGACAUUAUUUAUAUGGAAUCAAGGAUAAGUAUGAUGAGAGAAAAUGUAGAAAAAAAUAAUAAUAAAUAUAAUAAGUUAUUAAAUAAUAAGAACAAAAUGCAUGAAGAAAUGGAAAAGUUUAAGAAAGGGAGAACAAACUUGCAACUACAAUUAAAGCAUACAAGGAAAAACCAUGAAAUUUUGAAGAAUAAAAUGCAAACUUUUGUUUCAAGUAUAAAGACAUCUCGUACAAGAGAAAACAACAUAUAG
Messenger RNA from Plasmodium vinckei vinckei, 636 nucleotides. RefSeq names its product conserved Plasmodium protein, unknown function. The coding region runs from base 1 to 636 and encodes 211 amino acids. Lineage: Eukaryota; Apicomplexa; Aconoidasida; Haemosporida; Plasmodiidae. The transcript has a single exon. The record is from RefSeq and is a predicted model, not a curated record.